GUAAACCAGACAGUCACAUAGCAAGGCCUCGAGUAAUAUUAGAGAGAGAGAGAGAGAGAGAGAGAGAGAGAGAGAGAGAGGGUCCGUCGUGAAGUAUCCUCUCUACAUUUACUCUUGAAUUGCCCUCUUGCUUCCCAUCUCGUUCACCACAGUGAACUUGAGGAAGAAGACAGGAGAGGGAGAGAGAAAGGAGACAUGAAGGAUUCCAUAAGGUGUUGCAUCUCAUGCAUCUUCCCCUGCGGCGGGCUCGACGUGGUCCGCAUCGUGCACGCGAGCGGUCGCGUCGAGGAGAUCAGCGGCAGCGUCAGCGCCGGGGAGGUCAUGCGGGCCUACCCCAAGCACGUCCUCCGGAAGCCGCCCUCCGCGUCCUUGGACGGCGUCGUGUCCCCCAAGGCGGUGAUACUGCCGCCCAGCGCCGAGCUCCAGAGAGGCAAGAUCUACUUCCUCAUGCCCGUGUCUUCGGACAAGGCCGUGCCACAGACGACGACGUCGGCGACGAAGAGGAAGAGUUGGAAGAAGAAGAAGGAGGGCAAGGAAGGAGAAGGCAGCUGGGAGACUUCCACCGACAAGAAGAGGCUGCUACCGGAGGUCCUGCAGGAGAAGGCGUCAGCGCAGAAGAACAGGCGGCGAGGAAGGGUGGGGGUGUGGCGGCCGCAUUUGGAGAGCAUCUCUGAGGUCUCCAUUGAUCUCUGAGAAUUCCAUGAUGUGAUGUCUUCCAUUGCCUUCUCCUCUCACCAUUCUUUUGUCAUGGUGUCUCCGAGCAGAGAUGUCAUUUGUUCUUUCUUCUCUCAUCGCAUCUUCCUUCCCCCAUGCGCGUUUUCCUUGUUGUAGGUAGAUAAAACUAGGUUUUGUGUUCAGUUCUGCUUUUGAACUGUAAUUGCCAGAAAGCAUGGUGGGAUUAGCAGUGAGCGUAUGGUACGAGAGAAAGAGAGACGGGAAGUGUGUGUGUGCAGGGAGGAUCAGAGAAUAUUGUCAGGAGACCCCACGAUCGCUCCCACACGCUAAACCUUUUGUGCAGUGUUGGAAUGCAAUAAAUGAGUGGCACAAUCAUUGUUCUA
Molecule: messenger RNA, 1058 nt
Organism: Musa acuminata AAA Group (dessert banana)
Lineage: Eukaryota; Viridiplantae; Streptophyta; Magnoliopsida; Zingiberales; Musaceae
Exons: 1
Coding region: 196-693 (165 amino acids)
Source: RefSeq, a predicted model, not a curated record